AUUUAUCGAAUAUUUAUCAGUGGUGUUGCUGUGAGCGUAUAAUGUAUAUAUUUUGCGUUAUACCGUAUAGGAGAAUAUAAUAGUAUAUUAUUAUAUUGUACUGUACUGCUCGUCGGACUCGGAAGUCAUUCCACCAAAUUUACAAAAGAGUUUGGGAUCAACGUUGGCGGUGUAAUGAUGGUAUUGCGUUAGGGCGGGUGUUACGGAAGUGUAGGUAUUUCGCAUGACCCACUAAAAAACUAACACGGUCAUGUCCAGCAACUGAGGACUGCGUUAUGAACUGUCAUCAGAUAUUGAGUGGCGCCUGCAACGCAGGUGACCGAUGCUUCGCCGUUGGUAGUGUAGAAGGAGUGCCGUUCACAGCGUAUGCUGCCGGAUGCAACAUAGUGAUAUUGGCUAGUACCUUUGAGCGAGUGCAAAUCAUACCUGGUGCCAUACACAAUUAUAUUCGCAUCAGUUGCCUCGACUGUUCUACUGACACUGGAAAAAUAGCUGCGGCUUAUGACAAUCAGAUAUGUGUGUUUGAACCUACACCGUUAGUUUGCAAAAACUCUCCUCAUCAAUUAGACUAUAAAUGGGUAGAAACAGCUAGCUGGCAAACUGCUUGCCGAAUUAGUUGUUUAUCAUGGAAUCUAGAAGGUACUCGGUUACUCACAGGAGGUAUUGUUUUACAACUUUGGCAUCAACAUUUACCUGAAGGGCCCAUAGAAGAAAACACUGGAAUUUCUAGUGAUGGAGUUACAUUUGAAAUUGGUGAAGAAGCUAUACCAAUGUCAACAUCAGCACCUGAUCACAAUGAAAUUCGAGGUUGGGAAUGUGUUUGGCAAAAAGAAACAGCCACUCCUGUUGUACAUAUAGCAUUUUCUCCUGAUGGAACUUUGUUUGCUACUGCUGGCAAAGAUGACAGACUAGUCAAAAUUUGGUUUGAAAAUAAACAACUACUUUUCCCAUCAAAAAGCGUUGAUCAAAAUUAUUCAAUGAGUGCAAUUUCUAAUUUUGGAGAACCAAAUUACGGUUUUGUAUAUAUAGCUCAUCCUCGAGCUGUAACUCAACUAUCGUGGAGAAAAACUAGCAAAUAUAUGCCAAAAGGUUCUGUUUCUAACAUGUUAGUAACAUCAUGUAGAGAUAAUAUUUGUCGUCUCUGGUCUGAAACUGUGUUACCUGAUGACGGAUUGGUAAAUAUGAGUCAUUUUGAUCCAUUGGCUGCUCAUAAUCCUCGAUUUCGCACCCAUAGACACAAACAUAGACUUCUUCAACGUCUUAAACAUAUGAAAGCUUGUUUUCAUAUAAGAAGACAUGCUAAACAUCAAGGAGACUUGGGAACAGGAUUAGCUGGCAGCACAAGUUCCACUAUACCUACUUUACCAUCUACUUUCAGUGUGCAUGAUUUUCACAGCUAUGGUUUUCACGGCACCGGUAUCAUUCCUGGACUUCAUUUUCAUUUGGCUGCUAGUAUAAAUGCUGAAACAGAUAUUCCAUUAGUGCCUAGUUUAUCAAGUACUGAUCCUGAAAGAGAGCCUAAUUUUGUUUUACAUUGGCUUAAUAAUAAAGAAAUGCACUUUUCACUUCAGGCUGAAGCAAUUUUAAACGAACUUACUAAAAAAGUCGUAGAAAAGGAUGAUAUACUCAUAAAUGAAAACUAUGUGAUAUCAGAACAUCACGAUGUUGAUUAUGAUACGAGACGUAAACCAAACAAACUUGGCAAAGGAAUUUCUCAAGAAGAAAGUAUAAGUGAUGAACAUAGCUAUCCGUCUAGUCAUCCUACUCUAAGCAAUACAACUUCUGUCAACUCACUCACAACUGAUACCAAUCACAUGGCCACUGAUUCUUUAGAUAAUAAAAUAGAAUGUCUAUUACGAGACUGGCACCAUAGCCCGGAUUUGUUAUUUGCUGUUCAUCCUAUUGAUGGAAGUUAUUUGAUUUGGGUGGUUGAUUGGUUAGAUGAAUAUCAUCCUGGAUCAUUUAGACAAGCUCAGGUUUCUUUUUCAACAAGAAUACCUAAUGCUUUUCCUCUCGGAGAUGCCACUACGAUGUCACAUAACGUAUGUUUGUAUCAUACAUCUGGAUCGAGUUUACAAUUAGCUUUCAGAGAUGUAGUUAAAACUGCUGCUGCAGCGCCAAGCAGAUCUCCUAGUGACGCACAUGCUACAAAUAACGAUUAUGGUGAAUCAAGUCUUCCUAGAGUACUAGAAGAAGAUGGAGAUUCUUUAGGUGAUGAUAUUGAUCGUCAAAAUGAAUCAUCAGUUGAGCCAUCAUCAUUGACUGAAAAUGGAAAACCUGGUAGAGCAACACCAUCUGUAGGUGAAGACUCUGGAACUUUUAACGAUAUAAUAUCUGCGCCUCCAUGUCCCACUUUAUCAAUGGUUACAAAACAUACUAAUGGAACACUUAAUUUAUGGCAACUUACUUUUGCUGAUAAGUCUAAAUUCUCACAAGUCCUAAGCAUUGGUCAUGCUUCACGAGCUUCUGGACAUCGUUUCCGAGUAAACGAUGUAACCUGCCACCCAGUGUUACCUCUGUUACUAACAACAUCUCAUCACAAUCUACCUGAUCAAGAGACCCCUGCUUCCCCUUUAUCGCCAUACCCACCUAUAGCUCAACCACCUUCAGGAUUUUGUAGUGAACUUAUACUUUGGAGAGUGGAUGCUGUUGGUCCUCUUUCAAAAUCUGGUGGUGUUUCAGAACUCGCCCGCAUCAAUUCUCUUCAAAUAUCAGCGUUUUCAAAUGUCGCUUGGAUACCAACUUUAUUACCGAGCACCACUUUGGGUACAUUAUCAAAUUCUCCAAGUGCCUGUUUCGUGGCUUCAGAUGGAGAAUGUUUACGUGUUUAUCAAGCAGUUAUAGAUGCUAGAACUUUAUUAGCUGAAGUAUCUAGCUCAGAACACCGUAGUCGAAUAGCUGCUGACUCCAUGGUAAGCUUGUCAACUGAUGUUUCUUCUGAAACGGAAUUGAAGCAUAAUUCAUUACAUGAUCGUAUCAAAAUAGUAUCUCAACAGUCGACUGCUAGACCUGGAUGCAUUAUUCAACUUGAUGCAAUAUCUGAUGCGACUCAUGAUUGGCAAAAUACCCAAUUUUUGCAUGUAUUUCAAGAACAGUUAAUGACUGGGGAACGAUCAUCUGGUAGAGGUUUAGUAGAUGCAAUCAGUGGUUUAGAAAAUGAGGAGCCCGAUGAAGAUUUUGAAGAACCGUUUUAUUUAGUUGUCCUUGAACGUACUGUUCAAGGUACAACAGUUCAUAUGUGGCGUUUAAUAAUAGCUUCUCAGCCAGAAAAUAAUCCUACUUUAAGUGAAAGUAUGAUGUAUGUACCUGACAGUCAGUUAGUACAAGAUGACGAUGAGAUGGAUAAUACCGGAAAAUUAGGUACAGCUCAUUUAAGUGGAGACGAAACCACACAUCAAACUUUUUCAGCGUUUGCCCCACAUGUAUCAAUAUCUACAACAAAAAUUUGUACACAAGAAUUAAAUUUACCCGAUGGAGUGGAUGUAAUUCAUGCGUCUCCAGCUGGAGGACACCUAAGUUCUGCUUCCAUUUAUCCGGCUUGUUUUGCACCAUAUGUGUUUGUUACAGCAUGUUCUGAUAGCACUAUAAGGUUUUGGAAGUGUAAAAUUACCAAAUUUGAUAAUAAUGUUAGCUAUCAAUGGGUUGAGUGGGAAAUGUUAAAAAGAGAUAGAAAAUCCAUGAUCGAAAUAUCAGGUCAACCUUUGAAUAUAAGUGCAGCUUAUAGUGGUCGUAUUGCGUGUGCUUAUAAAUAUGGCAAGUCAUUCACUCGACCAUCCAAAAAAGACCCAGAAUCAAGAUAUGUAAACUUAUGUGUAGCAAUUUAUGAGUGUGAAAGUACUGGUGGUUCAGAAUGGUUACUUGAAGACACUAUACACAUGAAAAAUAUUCAUUUGCCUAAACUUCAUAUUGACCCUAGUGUAGAUAUGACUUAUUUACAUGAUCAAACUAUAUUAUCAUCUAAAAAACACAAAUUACAGUCUACAGUUUUAAAAGCUCUAUCAUCAGAAGAUUUAGAUGGAACAAGUGGCCGAAAUAACGGUAGAAAUGGUGAAAAUGAUACAAACUUAGUCAAAAGCAGUCAUGGUUUAUUAGCUGUUCCAAGUUUUAGUACUCUUCAAUCACUUAGAAAAUCGAUUAUUGAGAAUGGUAACACAUGUCCAUUAACACAAAAACAUAUAGUUCAGUUAGACUGGGUAUCUAAAGAAGAUGGUUCUCAUAUACUCACUGUUGCUGUUGGUAGUAAAAUCAUGUUAUUUACACCUGUGUCAAGUGAUUUAGCUCAAGCUAACAUGAAAGCAAUGAAGGAGUCUCAAUCAGUGAACCGUCCUAUUUUACGAAAAGCAUCCUCAUUAGCUUCACCCAGUUUUGUGGAUGAAAUAAGGUGGAUGAAAUUGAGAAAAAUUGAUCUCACAACUGCAGACGGCUUACCUCCACUCCCAAUGCAGAUGUCUUGGGUCCGUGAUGGUAUACUAGUUGUUGGUAUGGACAGUGAGAUGCAUGUGUAUUCACAAUGGAAACCAAAUUCAUUAGAUAUACAGAAAAAUACCAUGCCAUGUUGUAAGCUGGUGCACCAAGAAUCAGAUGAACUUCAAGAUACUAGAAAUCUUAGAGACGAAGAUCUCAGGACAUUAGCUCAUGAAACCUCUCAAAGACGGUUAGCCAAUGUAAGUUCAAUGCCACAUUUAUCUCGUGUAAGUUCAAUAAACUUGAACAUGUUAACUGCUGAAACUAAGAAAAAGAAAUUUGGUAUUCAAAGUGGUGAUUCUACUAGUAAUAUGGAUUCUUAUAUGCCUGAUUAUGGUCUCUUUGAAGCCAGUCGUAUAGCUUGUCCAGUUCUUCCUCAAUAUCACCCUAAACAAUUAAUGGAACUUUUAAACUCAGGAAAAAUUCGAUGGGUAAAAGCUAUUUUAGCCCAUCUUGUCAGAUGUAUAUCGACAACAUGCAGCGUAAGACAAGGAGCUGUAGUAUGUUCUUAUUCAGAAGAAGAUAACCUUACUCGUCAACGAGGAUGGUCUCGAUCAAGAACAUUAUCAAUGAGCUACCCUGGAAAUGCAACAAGUCCUUUGGAACCUAGAGGAUCAACUACAGCAAUUCCUGAAGAGCUCAUGUUAGAUUAUGCUGAAAUAACAUCUAUUCCACCACUACCUUUAUGGACGCUAUUAGCAGCUGACAAAGAAAAUGCUAGUACAGCUCUUAAAUUAGCUGAAGACGAUAAAGAUUAUAAUGAACUUUUCAAUGGAAAUAUUUCAACAUCAGAAGACAAUCUAGAUGAUAUAUUGAAUGAUGUAUCCGAACCAGGAAGUCCACAUAAAAGUGAACGUAGAUUAUCUAAUGUUACAGAGAAACAACAAUGCUUAUUAUCACAUUUUGGACCAAAACAAGGGCAAUUAUUGUCUCGUUUAUUAACUCAUACACAUUUGCCAGGGUUAUCCAGCUUAGAUCAAAUGCAUUUACUAGCUCUUGCUGAUACAGUAUCUACUUGUAACACAGAUUUUGCUGAUCGAUUUGUUGACAAAACACAAUUUACAAAAGAUAGUUCAGUUCCGCACGAAGGUGAAGUUUGCUCAGAUUCACUAGAUGACUGCGGUCUCAGAUUCUUGUUAGCAAUGAAACAUUACAAUUACUUGUUAAGAUGUUUGGGUGUAGCUCAGCGUACACAAUUCCAAAAAAGAGGAAUGUGUUCAGCUGAUAUAGCUUGGGCAUUUCAUUCUGAGAGUGAAGAAGAAUUAUUACAACUUACUCCAUCUUAUGUAAGAGGCAACCCACGGUGGUCAGCUUUAAAAGAGUUAGGUGUCGGUUGGUGGCUAAGAAAUCAAACUUUGUUGCGAACUUGUAUUGAAAAGAUUGCAAAAGCUGCUUAUCAGUUAAACCAAGAUCCAUUAGAUUCAGCUAUAUUUUAUCUUGCAAUGAAAAAGAAAUCAUUAGUUUGGGGUCUAUUUCGAUCUAAGAGGGAUGAACGUAUGACUCAGUUCUUCUCUAAUAACUUUGCAGAAGAUCGCUGGCGGAAAGCUGCAUUAAAAAAUGCAUUUGCUCUUCUUGGUAAGCAACGAUUUGAACAUGCAGCCGCAUUUUUCCUGCUAGCUGGAGCACUUCGGGAUGCAAUUGAGGUGUGUUUGAAUAAAUUGGAUGACUUACAACUAGCCAUGGUUAUAGCACGUUUAUAUGAAGGUGAAAUCGAUUCUACACCGCCUAAUUUAAAACGUCUUUUAUAUGAGGAAAUUCUUGGUUGCGAUCAGAAUGGGGAAAAUCAAAAGCUAUCAAUGGCUAAUCCCGAUCCAUUCUUACGAUCAAUGGCCCUUUGGAUACUUAAGGAUUUUACUGGAAGUCUAAAUACUUUAGUCCAAACAAAUGUUGGUACUAUGCAUCCAUUAUAUAAUGAUGAAGAAAAACAAGAAACUUCAGCUGCAAAUCCUAAUGUGUUUAAUUUUUAUGUUUAUCUUCGAACACAUCCAUUAUUAAUUAGACAUUAUUUAGCAUCCACAUAUCAAGAUAAGAAGAAUCAUACAGUUGUUCUUGCUGGAUUUAGCUAUGGAUCUGAUGCGAAAUGUAGAGAAACUUCAGACCGACAGUUGAUGCUGGAAGAUUCUAUAUCUCCGUUGGAAAGACAGUUGUAUUUCAAAACGGCUCAUGCUCAUUUCAAAGCGGGUUGUCCAGCUCUUGCUCUAGAAGUUUUGUCCAAGCUGCCAAGCAAAAUAAUGGACCCAUCAACUGAGUCAAAUAGUUUAGUGAGCACACCUACUCGUAACCGAGACAUUCAAAUUGAUACUGGUAUAUUGACCUGGGAAGCAGAACAUAUUAAGCUAACAGAGGCAGUUAAUUUAAAUGUUUCGGUUACAAAAGCUGUGACGUCAGAUGAAAUUGACUGGUCAGCACCAGUAUUGAAACCUACAGAUGAAUUAGUACUUGAUUGGAGUGAUAAAGAGGAGGAGGAGGAAAAGGAGGAAGAAGAAACUUUUAAGGAUAAACCCAACUUAUUUGUUAAGCAAGAAUCAAUUGAGAGUGAAAAUUCAAAAUCUGAAACAAAAGCAUGUAAUUUGGAUGUUAUGGCUCAACAACUCAAAUUUGUAGCAUGCUUGAAAAUAUUGAUGGAAGAAUUAUCCACGUUGGCAACUGGCUAUGAGGUGGAUGGUGGAGAAUUAAGAUAUCAUUUAUAUUUGUGGCUUGAAAGGGAAGUUGAUGCGUUGAGACACUUGUGUAACUAUAGCUCGAAAGAUUCAUUAAUUAUUCAGUAUGAAGGAGGUCUUGAAACUUCUGUUUUGGAUAAUCGUGAAUUCUCUGCUACGCCUACACUAAAGAACUCUACUGAAAAACCUACUUUGCACGAUAUACUUCUAGCUGAAAAAAUUGAUUUUGAAGCUAAAGUUGCAAGAGCUGCGAGAAGGAAAAAAUGGCUUAAAGAAAAUGAAACCCUUUUGAGAACUCUGCUAAGUUACUGUAGCUUACAUGGUGCCGGUGGAGGGGGAUUGGCAUCAGUUCGAAUGGAGUUAGUACUUUUAUUGCAAGAAUUACAACAAGAAAAAACGCAACAACAAUUAUUGUCUCCAUUGCCUUUCCCCACUACACUACCACUGUUGUCUGCAAGUGUAGCUUGUAAUAAGACUGUAAUAGCAGAUCCUGUCCGGUACCUCCAAGCUCAAGCACAUGAUAUGCUUCAAACAGUUAUCGACAUACGAAAUCCUCCCUUACUAACACGUAUGGAUUUGAGCGAAUUGUUUGUACUGCGUGACCUGUCAGUGGCUUUGUCAGCCUGUUUUUAUCAGUCACUAUGUGAUAGUGAUACAAUAGCUGAGAGUUAUCAGGCUGGAGCUGAAAAUCCUACUUAUUGUAGCCAUCUUAUUGCAGCUAAAAAUAGAAAGCGCCGUUAUAGCGUAGAUGAACCAAUCAAGGUCACUACUCCACCAUCCAAAUGGCCUGGAGUUUCAAGCUUGCGUGCAUUAUUGGCCCACGAAAAAGAUGAAGAUGCUCCCAAACUUAAUACAUUAUUAUGCGAGGCUUUUGUUGCAACUUAUAUGGGUUUGUUAGUGUAUGCAUUUGCUACAUGCGACUGUCACAUAUUGUACAGGCUAGUCGGCCAGAAGUUUACUGAGAUGACAUGGAGUGCACUUUUUGGUGGAGGAGUAAAAAAGUUGUUAAAAGUGGCACCAACUGCUCCAAAAAGUCGGCCUAAUAGUUUGGAGCGUGAAAAUAGUAAUAGCAGUGACACGGGAGUGUGGACGGCAGUAACAAGCUUAACAAAACAAAAAGUGCGUUUGAAUAUGAAACUGUUGGGCCAAUUUGUGGGCUCUCCAGGUACACCUAGCAUAAAAGAAGAUAAACCAACAUAUCGAGAACACUUUGUACCACCUGAAAUGUCAAUGAUUUCUUAUUUCUUGAAUAAACCUAAUUUGGCAUCUGAAGUACAAGAUGUAGAUUACGACUCUGCAGAUAGUGCUGUAUCUGAUUUAUCUGAAGAUGAAGAUGAGGAUGGUGAUGUUUUUGAUAGUGGACAAGACGCUAAAAGUAAAGCUGGCAAAGUUGAAAAUACAGAACAUUCAAAUCCCUACAGUUAUGCUUGGAUGGUAAUGAGGUUAGCAAUAAUGCAAUUAGUUCAAGAACAACUUCAUGGGUUCCUUACAGUAGCGGCUAUCGAUCUACAAGAAUUGCCAGUUAGUAGUCCACUCAUUCAUGGUAUUCUAAGGGUGGUUAGUCAAUGGCAAGAGAUUCUAAAAGAAGAACUAGAAUCUAAAGGUCCUCCUCCAAUUGAUUACAUACCGGGGUGUUACGUUGAACAAGCGUCUACUGGUCCUCCAAUUAAUAAAUACAGAACACUUUUAGACAAAACAAACACUCCAUUCCACCCACGACAUUGGUCAGCAGCUCCAGCUCGCCGGUUAUGGAACUAUUUAGUACGCCAAGAACUUGUCCAAGAUCUAUUUAUUCGAAGUAUAUUCAGUCGUCAACCUCGUGCUGCUGGAAGUUCUACAUUGCCAACAAUGAGUCAAGAUGUAAAAUCGUGUUCCGGAAGUGAAACACCCAGUCAACAUUUGCCUGACCCUGUACGAAUAAUUCACAAAGAACAAGAUUCAAUAUCGGCUUUCUGCCUAAAUUUGGCAAAUAGCAGUCUUCUCGCAUUAGCAACACCUCGUGAAAUACAAGAAAUGGAUAUUUCAUUGCUUCUUGAAUCGCCUUCAUGGUUAGAAGACGAAUGUGAAUUUGAUCUUGUUAAUUUAUCUCGGGAUCAAGAGCAUCAGCCAUCAAGUUUUUUGGUAAUUCAGACAUCAGUUGAUAGGCCUCUUCAAACGUCUCCCGGUACAACUGUCAUUGUGAACCCCAUGCCAACCAGUCCAAGUGUAACAGGCUUAGCGGGUCAAACAGGACGAGGCGCUUCUGUGGUACAGCAAAAGGGCACACAAGGUUACAGCGACGGAGGGACGAGAGCAAUAAAAAGCUCAAAAAAUAUUAUGUCGAUGAAGGGACUGAAUUUCCCUGGUUGUCAUGACCCACGUUUCUGUCAGUUUGUCUGUGACCGCAGUCGAAUCCUGCUCAGACCGGUGAUGAAGCACCGCAUUGACAACAUUCGAAGAAUAUGUCCUCAUCCAUUAUUGCCAGUUUAUUUGACUGGUUCACAAGACGGUUCAGUACACAUUUGGGAGUGGGGUCAUCCCCAGACAGUGGCUGAACCACGUUCAGCUGGUACGUUUGCUAAAGUUACAAGAGUACGGUUUUCUCAACAUGGUAAUAAAUUUGGAGUAGCUGAUGGUGAUGGAAAUCUGUCAUUAUUUAAUGUGGGUCUGACGUCAUCUAAUUAUAGGCCAUUUUAUACAUUCCAAUGUCAUAAUAAAGUUACCAGCGACUUUGUAUUCCUCGGUUCUUGCAGUUUGAUUGCUACGGCAGGCCAUUCAUCUGAAAACAGAAAUGUUGCUUUGUGGGAUACACUAUUGCCACACAAAAAAUCUUUAGUUACAGCAUUUAUGUGUCACGAGCAAGGUUCAACAUGUAUAGGAUUUGCUCCGCAGCAUCAAGUGAUAGUUACCGGCGGCCGUAAAGGUGACAUAUGCAUAUUUGAUGUACGUGGUGGAAGUGGUUCAAUAAAACAUCGCUACCAAGGACACGAUUCGAGUCUAAAAUGUAUGACUAUUGAUCCUCAUGAACAAUUUUACUGUACUGGAGCUGCAGAUGGUGAUAUAAAAAUAUGGAAUUUGUCCACUCAUCAGCUAAUGUACACGUUCCCUGCAGAACAUGCUCGUUCAAGUUUCUUUAAACACAUUGGUCAAGGGGUCACUCAACUGCAAGUGGAUUCAUCAGCACGUCUAUUCUCUUGUGGUGCUGAUGGUUCAAUGAAAGUUAGACAACUGCCAGAUAGGUAUCAUUAAUUAAGAGUUGUAAUUCGAUAUGAUGAUAAUAUUAAGAAUAUUUCUAUUUACAAAAUGGCACUAGUCACAAAAAAUAUAAUAACAUUGUAGGAAGUCAUUGCUUUUUAGAUAAACUUCUAUUAAUACCCUAUGUUUAAACUAUAUGAAGAUAAAUAUUGAGUAUCUAUAGUGAUUACUAUAACAUUUAUUAGGAAAUUUUAGUAAUAUGUAUUUGAAUACACCACCAUAAUAAAUAUUUAUUUAAUAAUUCUAGAUUUUGUUUUAAUUAUCUUCAAAACGUGCAAUAAUAAGGCAUAUAAUAUAAAUAUAUACAUAUAUAUUUUACUUUAAUUUUUACACAAUAUUCGGUAGCU
This is a messenger RNA of Adelges cooleyi (spruce gall adelgid), 10705 nucleotides long. It is a transcript of the gene Rbcn-3A, whose product is annotated as dmX-like protein 1. Bases 276 to 10352 code for a protein of 3358 amino acids. Gene Ontology annotation, biological process: vacuolar acidification. The transcript is spliced from 48 exons. Gene Ontology annotation, molecular function: protein binding. Gene Ontology annotation, cellular component: RAVE complex. Lineage: Eukaryota; Metazoa; Arthropoda; Insecta; Hemiptera; Adelgidae. The record is from RefSeq and is a predicted model, not a curated record.